Molecule: messenger RNA, 1488 nt
Organism: Cyanidioschyzon merolae strain 10D
Lineage: Eukaryota; Rhodophyta; Bangiophyceae; Cyanidiales; Cyanidiaceae
Exons: 1
Coding region: 1-1488 (495 amino acids)
Source: RefSeq, a predicted model, not a curated record
AUGACCUCGGAAGCGUUGGAAACGAAGCGCUAUGGCAAAAGACCCGUAGAGUGCCUCGUUCUGGCGUGUACGCGAGCCGGGAAGCCGUUCUUCUUCUGGAGCACUCGCCAGUGGCCGGACUGGCAGCAACGUCGACUUGUCGUUUCGCUGGGAGCGAGCGCCGCUGCUCUCGUGGCUCGCCUCGAACAUAAGCUGCGUCCGAGCUAUGGAAAGAGGAGCAAUCGCUAUCUCGUGGAAGGUGAACGACGCGUUUGGUGUUUGGAUCUGAGUAUCGACGACUGCGUUUUACUCGCGGGGGUCCGGAGCCCUGGGGGACCAGCCUCAGCACCCCAGUGCCAGUUGAGAGAACCCUCUGUCUAUCGUUGUCUGUGCCUUGCUUUACAAUCCUGGUUACGACGAGUCCUCCUGAGCCAGCUACCCACUAGCGUCUUUGCGACGCUGCACGUUCGGCCCGCCUUUGACAUGCAUCCCUAUAUCGAUAGCGAUAGCAUCGGCAGUGUACUGGAAAUGGUGCUACAUCAUCCGCUCGUCUGUAUCCGUGACCUGCUUCCGCUCAGUGGUCCCUUGUUGUAUCCGAGCCAGCGCUCCAGUCUGAUGGAUUCCAUGCAACGUCUCAUAAAGCUCGUUGAAGAGCGAGCUCGUCCAGUACGAGUCUCCGCGUGUCUCCUGGUGGACGUCGUUGCAAACGGUAUGAUGGUGGCGCGCAUUUCCAUGAACGUCGGAGCACCUCUGUAUUUGAUCAUGCUGGGGCUCGUUCGUGUCCUACACGCGGAAUCGUGUGUACGACUGCAGACCCCAGAUUACGAGCCCCUGUACCUCGUGGCUGGCGGCAGCGGACGCUACCGACUCAUCUAUGCGUUGUGUCGCGCGGUAGCACCUCAGGUGCUUGACGAGGAGCCCAUUCGCUCGCUGCAGGCAUCGGUACUGCAGACAGCUGCUGUUCAGCACGCGCAGGCCCACGACAGGUUACUGGUCAAUCUCAUAGAUUCACUGACGCCAGCGGACCUGGAACGUGAUAUCGGGACAGCCGCCCUAGCAGCCUGGCUCCCAGAACGACACACAAAAGCGCCACCCUUCGCCUUGGCCGCAAUCUUUCAGACAAGUCGCCGGUUCGUUAGUGUUCAUAUCGAUGAUGAAUCGCACUGGUGGAUUCUGGCUGCAUAUCGCCUGUAUGAGCAGCGACAACGGAGCUCGAAUGUGCGGCAUGCACCCUUCAGCCUGAAGGCGCCAACGCGCAGGCUGUCCUGCUUCCCGAAUCGCUCCUGUUACGGUGAACAGUGUAUCGUGUUUGUGAUAUUCGAGCUAUCUGAGACUGGUUCGGGACUCGUUCAGAUAACCGACCAAGUGCCGGCGAUCGUGCAAAUGAUCGCCGAUCGUUGGACCGGGCAUUUGCUGCAACUGAGUUUGCACCAUCCAAUUCUACGUUCUUUGGACCAGGAGCCUGAAUGGUACCUAUGGAGUGGCCUUUGUCGCCUAUAUGCGCGCUGA